Messenger RNA from Triticum dicoccoides, 1244 nucleotides. Its product is annotated as transcription factor VIP1-like. Gene Ontology annotation, cellular component: nucleus. The coding region runs from base 23 to 955 and encodes 310 amino acids. Gene Ontology annotation, molecular function: DNA-binding transcription factor activity. The record is from RefSeq and is a predicted model, not a curated record. NCBI's taxonomy places the organism in Eukaryota, Viridiplantae, Streptophyta, Magnoliopsida, Poales, Poaceae. Gene Ontology annotation, biological process: regulation of DNA-templated transcription. The transcript is spliced from 4 exons.
CUCCUCCCAGCAGAACCUGCCCAUGCCACCUCCGGCGCCGGUGAACGCGGAGGCCCUGGUGGCCGCGAACAACAGCACCCUCGACGGGAUCCUCGGCGCCUACAACAAGAGUACGAAUGGCCUGGGCGCGGUCGGCUCCUCCGGGCCCGUCGGCCAGGAGCGGCGCGACCAGCUGGACAGCCAAGCGCCCGCUUGGAGCCCCGGUGACAGCAGCGAGAACGAAGCCGAGAGCGCGGACGGCAGCUUGCCCAGGCAUUGCCGCAGCUUGUCGGCGGACAGCCUUGUAGGGAAGUUCAAGUUUGGACCGUCCGGCCUGGAGCCGUCCAACUCCAACUCCAACUCCAACCCGCCGCCUCCAUCUCCGGGUCCGGGGCCGGGUGCUGCUGCUCGGCUGGCACGCAGUGGAAGUGGUUCCAUUGGUGGCGCCGCUGCUCUCUUCGCCAAGGAAUUCGCAAACAGUAAGGAAUUCAGUGAAGCAGAGAAGAAGGUUAUCAUGGACAGUGAGCACCUCGCGCAGAUUGUGCUGACCGAUCCUAAGAGGGUCAGGAGGAUCCUAAACAAUCGGCUGUCUGCUGCUAAGUCAAAGGAGCGCAAGGCAAAAUACAUAGUGGAGCUUGAGGGCAAGGUUCAGGUGCUGCAGGGGGAGACUAUGAACUUAUCUGCACAAGUGAAAAUGGUUAAGAAGGGCCAGGCUAGGCUUUCAAUUCACAACCAUGAGAUGAGAAUCAGGCUGCAAGCUUUGGAGGAGCAAGCACAGUUGAAAAAGGCUCUGAACGAAGCAUUGCAUGCUGAGGUCGAACGCCUAAAUCUGGUUGUUGCCGAGGCCAGUAAUCCUCAUAUGCCGAACAGUUCAGAGCAACGGAUGAGCUCCCAGAUGAUUCAGCUUCACCAGCUGCAAAUUCUGAGGCAACCAUCACAGCUCCAGCAAGGUCAGCAACGCCAGCGGAACUUCUAGGAUGCUUUCCCAAAUGAGAUCUUCCAAGGGAAAUUUGAUACGACAGAUUCGGUUAAAAAUACCAUAUGCUCUGGACAAUACUUUACUUAGGUCGCGGGAAACAAUCAUAGGAAGAAAAAAAAAACAUCUCUUGUUUUGUCGAAAUUAUUUUUGUUCAAUCCUGGGAAAAACUCCGGUCGAUUUUUGAACUGUAUAAAGUGUCUGUCUGUCCCUGUAGCUGUGUGCUGGAUUCAUCGGAUUAUGGUACAAUUCCUUGUGCCCCGACUUUGAACCGAUAACUUGAUGGAAA